AAAAACGUCAAAUUUAGCCCAAAAAUAGUGGCACUUUUUUUCAGCAAAGAGAAACUCCAAAAGUGUCGCUCGCAAUCAUACUGCCACAAACAUGGCUGCUGGUGCUUCUUCGUCUGGCAUUACUAUCGUCGCGAAUUUCGUUGCUGUUUGCUCGGGCUUUUCCACAGCAGGCCACUGUGUGAUUCCACAGCAGGCCAAAAAUUAGUGCUCCUAGCGGUAGUCGUCGUACGUGCAUCGUGACACGCGGCGGCACGUGAAUCGGUCGUGAAGUGUAUGCAUCGCUCUGUCUGAUUGGUUUAGUGUAUAUGCAAGUGCGACCCCCGCCCCAUAUUCUGUACGUGAAAUCCAAUUGGAAAAUUGAAUCGACAUUAAACCUGGUGGUUGCUGUGCAGGUUUUCUACGGCUCUCCCGGGGUUCGAUGCUUCCCAGCAGUCUAGUGUUACCGACCGAAUCCUCCGGACCAGAGCGCCAGAGACAGACCGGGCCGUGAGCAGUGCCACAUUAGUUUAUCGCAUACUAUUACGUAGCACAUACCUACACACAGUCGUAAUAAUAUAUUCAGCAAGUGUCAGUAAGCGGCAAGUUGGAACUAAUGACUAUGUUGAUGAUACGUACGCGUAACGAACGACAACGGCGAGAGGAGCUGAGCUUAUCGCAAAUUUUUUUUUUGUGAAUGCAUAAAUGACACACAGGAAAGUAAGUUCAACCGAAAACCCCACACGGCGUGAAGAAGCGUGCAGAGCGUUGUGUAUUUUUCAUUGGUUGGCCGUGAGAAGUGCCAGGAAACCCGAACCGUGCAACUGUUACUGAUUGUGUAGUGCGCGAGGGUGUGAGCUGUUGUGUGACAAACCGUGAAAAAGGCGAUUGAUCCCUCUGUUCGACCGAAGAGAAAAACGCAAUCUCGGCCCGCACGGAAGCAGCAGCAGCGGUAGUUGCUUUUCGGUGGGGUGGUGCUAGGCGGAAAUGACUUCUAGAAGGUGGUUCCACCCAUCGGUGUCGGGCGUCGAAGCGGAGAAGCUACUUCGCGAACGGGGGUUCGAUGGAUCCUUUUUGGCACGUCUGUCCUCCUCGAACCCGGGAGCCUUCACGCUGUCGGUGCGCCGGGGUCAGGAGGUGACACACAUCAAGAUCCAGAAUAAUGGUGAUUUUUUCGAUCUGUACGGAGGUGAAAAGUUUGCCACUUUGUCCGAAUUGGUUCAGUAUUAUAUGGAGAAUGGCGGUCAGUUGAAGGAGAAGAAUGGACAAAUUAUUGAACUGAAGCAACCGCUCAUGUGUGCCGAACCUACGACAGAAAGAUGGUUCCACGGUAAUCUGUCCAGCAAGGAGGCGGAACGGUUAAUCAUAGAACGGGGCAAGAAUGGCUCCUUUCUAGUGCGCGAAUCUCAGAGCAAACCGGGCGAUUUCGUACUAUCCGUACGGACCGAGGACAAAGUGACACACGUGAUGAUUCGGUGGCAUGAAAACAAAUACGACGUCGGUGGAGGCCAGCAAUUCUCGACCCUGUGCGAUUUGAUCGAACACUACAAGCGCAACCCGAUGGUGGAAACCUGCGGUACGGUGGUCCACUUGCGGCAACCGUUCAACGCAACCCGGAUCACGGCGGCCGGGAUAGACACCCGGGUCGAGCAGCUGCAGCGGGAGAACGGCAGCCACUGCUACGGCAAGGGUGGCUUUUGGGAGGAAUUUGAAUCUCUACAGCAGCAGGAGUGCCGGCAUACGUUCUCCCGCCGCGAGGGCCAACGGAACGAGAACCGGAUCAAGAAUAGAUAUAAGAACAUUGUACCAUUUGACCACACCCGGGUGAAGCUGAAAGAUGUGGACAGUACCGUCCCGGGUGCGGAAUACAUCAAUGCCAACUACAUUCGGCAGCCGACGGAGGCGGAGCAGAACGACAUGAACUCCUCGUCGGAGAAUCUGUCCCAGCAGGGGCACCAGAACAACAAUUCGACCAGUAAUAACAGCGGCAGCAAUGCGACGACCUACGCCAGCAUCAAUCAGCCUACCAGGAACUGCCAGAGCUGCCAGCUGCUGAACAAAACCUGCUCCCAGUGUUCCAUGAAGGCGAAUGAGCCAAAACAUAAACGGAAUGAGUCCAUCACGUCGCGUCUGCAGCUGCAGCAUACUCAGUCCAAGGGUAGCCUUCUGGUGGGUGGCAACCGGGACGAGAAGGAUCUCUUCAAAACGUACAUCGCGACCCAGGGCUGUCUGGCGAACACGAUACAGGACUUCUGGAAUAUGAUCUGGCAGGAGAACACACGCGUGAUAGUGAUGACUACCAAAGAAAUUGAGCGGGGCAAGAAGAAGUGCGAAAAGUACUGGCCCGAUCCAGGACAGUCGCGGGAAUGGGGUUCGGCCAAAGUAAGCUGCCUGAGCGAAACCAGCACCGCGGAUUACACGCUGCGCGAGUUUCUACUGUCGUGGCGGGGGCAGGAUGAGCGGAAAAUCUUCCAGUACCACUUCCAGGUGUGGCCGGACCAUGGCGUUCCGUCCGAUCCGGGCUGUGUGUUGAACUUUCUGCAGGACGUUAACGCCCGACAGGAGCAGCUGCAGCUGGAAGGAUUGGCUCCGGGUCCCAUCUGCGUCCACUGUUCGGCCGGAAUCGGUCGUACUGGAACGUUCAUUGUGAUUGAUAUGAUACUGGACCAAAUCGAUAGAGAAGGUCUGGACUGCGAGAUCGACAUCCAGCGGACGAUCCAGAUGGUCCGUUCGCAGCGUUCCGGCAUGGUCCAAACGGAAGCCCAGUACAAGUUCGUGUACUUUGCCGUGCAGCACUACAUCCAGACGCUGUUUACACGUAAACGGGCCGAACAGCAGAGCCUCCAAGUCGGCCGGGAGUACACCAACAUAAAAUAUGCAUGUGAUAGCAGUGAAUUGCAGCGGUCGCCCCUACCGGCCUCACUGUCAACACUUGGCCUAAACACUAGACAAGACUUGCAAAUCAAUCGCUCGUAUAAUCACACCACUAGGUCAACAUCUGACUCACAAUUACCACUACCGAGGGCUGUGACUGACUUGAAUAAUGCUUCAUCAGUAUAUGAGAACAUUCCCAAAGAAUCACGACCGCCACCAACGCCACCCAGGAAGUCAUGACAAAUGGAUUUUUAAAACACCAACUGUAACACCACAACCGUCAAACAGAAAGAAAGUAAACAUAAAACAGGCAAAAGGUCGCGUACGGAAAUGAACCAUUAUUAGUGAGAAAGAAAAAACUGACAAAAAGAAGAAAAAAAAGCUUGAAUGAAACACUCGCGAAGAAGACAAACGACACUCAAAUGUGAACUCGGAAUAGUUAGGUAUACCGAAACCGGCGGCUGUAAAAGCUAGGUUUCGAGUUCAAAAGUAAUUGUAUCUUUCUAAUGCAUGCACGGAAAAAGUAAGGAUCGGUUAAAAGUGGAUUAAAGCAUGGUAACGCCAAACGCAAAUUAUUGUACCCUGGAUGAUUACUCAAUGAUUAUAAACCAGUCCAGUUCUCAAUGCACCCACACACACACACAUUCAUGUUCGCGUGGAAAAACAAAAACGGACAAACAACGGAUGAGAGGUAAGAAUAUAUUAGUGUAUCUAGUCUAAUAAAUUUGUGAAAAGGAGAGAAUCGAACCGUCGUGGCCCUUCAGAAAUAUCGCAGGUUGAAAUUAGGAAAGACAUUAUUCCCCGUGUUGGCUUUGGUUUGAGUCCGAACUGUGGCUAGUGAAGUUCAAACCGGAAACCAAGCGUUUACAUUGAUUCGCAGGCGCAGCACCUGUCAAAAGAGCGAGUCCAAUAACGUACGUACAGAACGGAAUAUCGACAGAAACUGAGAAACGAAAGCUAUAAAUGUGAUUUAAAACAAAAACAAACUAACUAAGCAAGUUGCGGUAGGAAAAGUUACGAAACGAGUGGGGAUUAGAAUGCCGUACCCCAAGGUAAUCAAAUGAGAUCGGAUUCAUUGUUUAGUUUUUUAUUAUUGUUGUUAUGUUUCGUGACUAUUUUUUUGCUGAAUUGAACAUCCGUAGAAUGUUAAGUUGUGUAUCGCGCACCGCUAUUUUUAUGUUACGUAUUCUCUCGACCGUUUUCGUUUGAUGAGCUGCACUUUAUCGACACACAGAGAGAAACCCGAUGGCCAAGCAGAGAAACAAGGUUUUAUUGUAAUGUUCUAUAUGUUAUAUGAUAACUAUCGCAAGCGAAAACUGAAAGAAUAUAUCAUUACACACAUCGUUUUUCGUUGGUUGUUAAGUUUAUUUUUCACUUUUAUCACAUUUUCCUUCCGUUGUACAGUUGAUGCUCGGAGUGAGCGAUUUUUGUUUGCUUUCUGUAUCAUAGCUGAUAGAGUGUUAAGAACGUUUUCAAUGUGCUGAAUGUUUUACAGUAGUAGUUGCCACCUCCAUGAUCUAGAAGCAUCGAGUUCCGAUCAAUCCCCUUAGGGGAAAAAGUCUAUAUUUAUUGAUAAAUCUUCGGAUAUGUGACGAAGAAUCGUACGAAAUCAGUCGAAUGCAGGCUAGAAGCAUAAUACAAUCGAGGAUAAUAGAACGGAGAGAGAAUAGAUUAUUAAAAUUGUUUCUGUUUUUAAGCCAACAAUUGUCGAAUAUUUAAUCAAAUGAGGUUGACACAUUAGACUAGCAAGGCGAAGCUUGCUAUAUUUAUUUCUUUAAUUAGAAUAUCCCACUCUUUGCUAAUUAUAUCAUUCCCUAAUUGACAACCGCUGAGCUUUACACGUUAAAUUGUCUACUGCCUUACGAUUAUAAAUGUUCGAUGCAAACAGCACUCAGCAGCGGCUAUCACUUGCACCUUUCAAUCUACCCAACUGUGAAGACAAGCUUCUCUUUCUCGAUUAAAUAUGACCUAACUGCGUGAUAUCGGCUAUGAAAAAUUGAAAUAAAAUACCUAAAACCUACAUGAUCGAAAAUCCUCAACAAUAAACAAAAAAAAAACGAAACAAAGUUGCAAACAAGAACACCGAAUGAAACCAAUAAACAAACUACCGUAGAGAUUAACAAUUUAAGAGAUUACUAUAAAAGAAAAACAAACAGAGCUUUAGAGUUCCUUCCCGAGUCUUGUCCCGUAGUAGGCUAAAUACAAAAAAAAAAACUCCUUGCAUGAUUAAAACUGAAUGUGAUUUUAGAGCCGAUAUGUUGACCAUUAUAAACCUACUGAGAUAAAUAAUAUACUCACCCUCAACGUAGCGAGAAACGAAGAGAAGAAACAAGAAUAAAAAAAUAAUAAAACGAGCCCCAAUAUUGAAUUACUCCCUCUAGGCGGAAAACAAAUUGAAUUAUACACGUAAGAAGAAGAAAGUCGACAGACAGAGGCACACGUACAUACGCACAUACAACAUACACAACAGAAAAAAAAACAGAGUCUAACUAGUUAUGUAUUUGAACCAAUAAAGUAAUAAACGUUAUAAUUGAAAUCAAA
Molecule: messenger RNA, 5391 nt
Organism: Wyeomyia smithii (pitcher-plant mosquito)
Lineage: Eukaryota; Metazoa; Arthropoda; Insecta; Diptera; Culicidae
Gene: csw
Product: tyrosine-protein phosphatase corkscrew
Exons: 13
Coding region: 964-3090 (708 amino acids)
Biological process (GO): protein dephosphorylation
Molecular function (GO): protein tyrosine phosphatase activity
Source: RefSeq, a predicted model, not a curated record